Messenger RNA from Prunus dulcis (almond), 1122 nucleotides. Its product is annotated as cilia- and flagella-associated protein 20. Lineage: Eukaryota; Viridiplantae; Streptophyta; Magnoliopsida; Rosales; Rosaceae. The transcript has 6 exons. The coding region runs from base 287 to 859 and encodes 190 amino acids. The record is from RefSeq and is a predicted model, not a curated record.
CGCAAGACAAUAUUUACCAAAACAAAAGCACACACGCGGGACAAUUAGGGCUUGCAGAGUGAGAGACAGAGACAGAUUGGGAGAGAGGGGAAUCGCAAUUGGUCUAUCAGGUUGGGGGCUUUCAGAAGCUUAAGGCCUGCAAUUGGCGUUGUGGUUGAAACGACUCUUUCCUGGGGUGCUUCCAAUUCCAAUGGAACAAAAAACCAGAAGGAAAAGAAAUGUUAAGUCCAGUUAUAGCUUACAAUGGUUGUGCUUUCAUUGCAGCUCGAUUUAGAAAGAAGUAAAAAUGUUCAAGAACACAUUUCAAUCCGGAUUUCUGUCAAUUCUAUACAGCCUUGGGAGCAAACCGUUGCAGAUUUGGGAUAAAGAAGUUGUCGACGGCCAUAUUAAAAGACCACAGGAUGAAGACAUACAAUCCAAUGUCCUUGAAAUAAUUGGUACGAACAUCCAGUCCACAUACAUUACUUGCCCAGCAGACCCAUCAGCUACACUUGGUAUAAAACUUCCAUUCCUGGUUAUGAUUGUAAAGAAUCUGAAGAAGUAUUUCACAUUUGAGAUUCAAGUUCUGGAUGACAAGAACGUCAGGAGACGUUUUCGAGCUUCCAAUUUUCAAGCUGUAACUCGAGUGAAGCCAUACAUCUGCACCAUGCCACUGAGGAUGGAUGAGGGCUGGAAUCAAAUCCAGUUUAAUCUAGCCGAUUUUACCAGGAGAGCCUAUGGAACAAACUAUGUGGAGACAUUGCGAGUUCAGGUUCAUGCGAAUUGCCGCCUGAGGAGGAUAUAUUUCUCUGACCGCUUGUACUCCGAAGAGGAACUUCCGCCUGAGUUUAAGUUGUACCUUCCAAUGCAGAAAGCAUGACAUGAUGCAACAAAGGAGGGAUCAAACCCAUUGGAGCUGGAUUUUGAGUGUUCAGAUGGCAAUCUUUGCUAGUGCCAGUUUUAUAAAAAUUAGAAAGGAAAAAAAAAACUCAGUUGUACUAGAGCAUGUUUUUAUGUCUGUCAUACAUAGUAAAAAUAUGUACGAACUCUAUUUGUGGAGACUGGAGAGUAAUGUGUCGGGAUCAGAAUGCAUCUAAGCAUGAAGUAGAACUAAAUGCAAUAUUUUUUGGAUUAAUCCUUCCA